AUGCCUCUCUUUCGACCAGUAUCUAAAACUCAUCCUUCUUCUUCUUCUUCAACUAUCUCGGCACGUAUGAUAAAUUGCAUACUGCUUUCUGUUUUGAUUUCCUUGGUCUACCUUCUCGUCUCUCUCUCGAUACCAAGGCUUCAAUCUAAAGAGACUAUUAAAGGCUACUUCCUAUCUUCUCAAGAUCAAUCUCAGAGCCUAACAAAGAUCGAUCACAUCGUCUUUGGGAUCGGAUCAAGCACGAAGUGGUGGCCUACACGUAGAGAAUAUGUUAAGCUUUGGUGGGAUGCUCAGAAGAUGAGAGGGUGUGUCUUUGUUGACCGUCCCUUGUCCUCUUUGGAUAAUCACAGAGAUUCUCAUCUCCUUCCUCCGAUUUGUGUUUCCGAAGAUACUUCACGGUUCAGAUACACUUGGAGAGGUGGUGACAAAAACGCAAUUCGAAUCGCGAGGAGCGUGUUAGAAACCGUAAGGAUGUUCAAUACCUCCUCAGAGGAAGUAAGAUGGUACGUAUUUGGAUACGACAACACUAUAUUCGUCCCAGAAAACCUAGCAAGAACGCUCUCCAAGUACGACCAUACAUCAUGGUAUUACAUAGGAGCAAACUCAGAGACUUAUCACCAGAACUCCAAGUUCGGACACGACAUGGCGUUUGGCGGUGGAGGGUUUGCUUUAAGCAGUUCGUUGGCUAACGUUUUAGCUAAAAACUUUGAUUCUUGUAUCGAACGGUAUCCACAUUUGUACGGAGGAGACUCUAGGAUUCAUGCUUGUGUGCUUGAGCUUGGAGUUGGAUUGACUCAUGAGCCUGGCUUCCAUCAGUUUGAUGUGAAAGGAAAUGCAUUGGGAAUAUUGACAUCACAUUCAACGAGACCGUUGGUGUCUCUACACCAUGUGCCCCACAUUGACCCAAUUUUCCCAAACUCAACAACUUUCACCGCCAUACGCCACCUCUUCUCCGCCGUAGAAGUUGAUCCUCUCCGUAUACUUCAACUCUCCGUUUGCUACGAUCGUUGGUACUCUUGGACCAUCUCUGUCUCUUGGGGCUACACUGUUCAGAUUGAGGGUAGGCAUUUAUAUCUACGGGAUGUAUUGCGAACACAAGAAACGUGGAAACCAUCCGGAGGGUUGGCAAGUGUGUACACAUUCAACACAAGAGAGGUUCACCCUGAUCCUUGCCAAAGACCUGUCACAUUCUUCAUGGAACAUGUUUCAUCUUCUCCGGGUGAUGGAACUAUUAAAAGUGUGUAUAAGCAAGCUUAUGAGAAUUGCACCUAUGAUCCCAUUUCAUCGCCUCGCAAACUAGAAGAGAUCAGAGUGUUUUCUAAAAGACUCGAUCCUGAUAUCAGACAAUUGAAGGCUCCGAGAAGAGAGUGUUGUGAUAUAUUACCAACUUCUUCCACUGGUGGAAACGUAAUGGAAAUUGGAAUUCGAGAAUGCAAAGCGGAUGAGUUGAUUUAUAUACAUCCCUAGUAGCAAUUUACCUAAUAUUCUCUCCCUUUUUUUGUUUACAUUAUUGCUAUCAAAUUUAAACCUAUAUCUUUGCAAAAUAGUUUUUAGUUAUUUUGUAAGUUUAAUAUAUUAAGCUGUUAAUUUCAU
Messenger RNA from Eruca vesicaria subsp. sativa (arugula), 1593 nucleotides. The record is from the annotation of a GenBank genome assembly. NCBI's taxonomy places the organism in Eukaryota, Viridiplantae, Streptophyta, Magnoliopsida, Brassicales, Brassicaceae.